AUGGAACCCAACCCUACUCAUGAUCAGCCAAAGUUCAAAGGAGUUCGGUUGAGAAAAUGGGGGAAAUGGGUUUCUGAAGUCAGAUUGCCUAACAGCCGCGACAGGAUUUGGUUGGGGUCAUACGAUUCUGCUGAGAAAGCCGCAAGGGCUUUUGAUGCUGCACAGUUCUGCCUCCGCGGGCCGAAAGCUAAGUUUAAUUUCCCUGAUAGUCCGCCGGAUAUAUCCGGUGGACAAAGGCUUUCCCCCGCGGAGAUACAGGCUGUAGCAGCUAGAUUUGCGAAUGAUUACUCGCCGUCAGUGGUACAGGAGAUACAGCGUGAUGGUCAUGAGGGCAAUAUUGGAAAUAUUAAUUCACACGUGAUAAAUAUGGAAAAAGAUGAGAUUUCGCUAUCAACAACUAGUAGUUGUGAUGUACCACCACCUAUGGUGGUCCAAAUGGGCACUAGUACUGUUGCUGAAAUGGACUGGGCUUUUUAUAAUGAUAUGAUGGAAAAUUAUCCAUAUAAUGCAAGUGGGCCUCCAACUGAAUUUUUUUGUGAUCCAUAUUAUUCCGGAGCAGGAAUAGGAGCAGGAGCAGGAGGAGGAGGAGUACUCGAUAUUAAUUUAUCAAGUAAUCUCUACUCACCACCACAUUUUCCGCAAAGAGCAACUCCUAAUUAUGACGAUGAUGAUACUGGCAAUGGCGGCGAUGAACAUUAUUCUCAACAAUCCUUCCUCUGGAACUUUUAA
Molecule: messenger RNA, 729 nt
Organism: Solanum verrucosum
Lineage: Eukaryota; Viridiplantae; Streptophyta; Magnoliopsida; Solanales; Solanaceae
Product: ethylene-responsive transcription factor ERF017-like
Exons: 1
Coding region: 1-729 (242 amino acids)
Biological process (GO): regulation of DNA-templated transcription
Molecular function (GO): DNA binding; DNA-binding transcription factor activity
Source: RefSeq, a predicted model, not a curated record